AUGAUCAUUAGCUUUUGGAACAUUAGAGGACUUAAUAGCCCUCUAAAGCAGAAUAAAGUAAUUCUUAGAGCUAUACAAAAUAAGAUUGAUAUUCUUUGUCUCCUUGAAACAAGAGUCAAAUCUGAAAAAUCUGAAGCUAUCUUUAACUCCAAAUUUUCGAGCUGGAAUAUAUGUACGAAUUACGACCAUGCUACCAAUGGCAGGAUAUGGGUGAUGUGGAGGAAGGAUUUAAAUUUUGCUAUAAUUCAUGUUGCUGACCAAAGUAUAACUAUUAAAGGUUCCUAUCUUGGAUUUUCAAUCUUCAUAUCGGCUAUCUAUGGAAGUAACGCUGGGAUUGCUAGAAGGCAAUUAUGGCAGCAGCUUAAAGAAGUCGGUGUUUUGGUUAAUCAUGAUCCCUGGGUUCUAGGUGGCGACUUCAAUAUUUUUUUGCAUGCUCACGAAAGUUCAGAUCAUGAUGUGCUUGUAAAUUAUAUAACCAUGGAUAUGAAAGAGUUUCAAGAUUUCAACAGUGAGAUGGAAUUACUCUAUCACCCUUACUUUGGGCCAACUUUUACAUGGAGUAACAAACAGAAGGAAUUUUUUCUGGCAAGAAAGCUUAAUAGAGUCCUGAUUAAUUUUGGCUGGGCUACUGCUUUUAAUAUUCCUUUGUGGAAUUUCUUGCCCCAGGAGUUUCUGACCAUUGUAUGGCCAUUACCUGGCUUUCUAAAACUGCUAUUGCAAAUAGGCUUAAACCAUUUAAGUUCUUCAACUGCUGGACUACACAUCAUGGAUUUUUGGAAGUGGCAUUUUAAUAAGGAUAACUUUAGCAGCAUCUCAGAUCGGGUAAAAGCUAAAAGAAUUGAGUUAGAGCAACAACAAAUUCUCUCCCUAAAAGGAGAAGAUUCUUUUGAAAAUGAAUUUGCUAUUCAAGAUGAGUUGAAGCUAUUGGAAGAGGCGGAAAGUUUAUUCCUUAAGCAAAAGGCUAAAAUCCAGUGGAUAAAGAAUGGGGACAAAAAUACUAAAUUUUUUCACUCCAUGGUGGCCUUGAAAAACAAGAGGGAUACCAUUAGAGUUCUUAUGGACGAAAGAGGAAAUAGGCUUGAUUCCUUUGACUCUAUGGCUAAAGAAAUGAUUAACUUCUAUUCGAAUCUUAUUGGAACUGUCGACCCCUCGGUUAAAGCUAUUGAUCUAAGCUUCAUCAAAACUAUUCUUAAUUUCAAAUUGUCCUACGAAGCUUCUUCUUCCCUUGUUAAAGAGAUUACUGGAGAUCCUCUUUCCCCUUAUCUCUUUGUCCUUGCUAUUAAUGUCUUAUCCAGUUUACUCAACCUGGCUGCUAGUAAGGGUUUAUCUGGUUAUCAUCCUAAAUGUAAGAAGAUAGGGCUCACUCACUUAUCCUUUGCAGACGACCUCUUGAUUUUCUGCAAAGGUAAUUCUGAUUCUGUUGCUGGCGUUCUCAGUGUCUUGGACCAUUUCAAAGAUAGCUCGGGCCUCAAGAUUAAUUCUUCUAAAUGUGAGAUAUUUCAUGCUGGAAUUUCAUCACUUUCAAUUGACGACAUCAAACAGAUAACUAGCUUCAAAAUUGGUCGACUUCCUAUCAGAUAUCUCGGAAUUCCUCUAGUCACCCGCAAGUUGAACGAGAAAGAUUACAAAAAGCUCUUAUUGAUAAAAUCAAGCAAAGUAUCCACCAUUGGUCUGCUAGGAACCUCAGUUAUGCUGGCAGAUUUGAGUUGA
Hibiscus syriacus is the source of this 1710-nucleotide messenger RNA. RefSeq lists its product as uncharacterized. Lineage: Eukaryota; Viridiplantae; Streptophyta; Magnoliopsida; Malvales; Malvaceae. The transcript is spliced from 3 exons. Gene Ontology annotation, molecular function: catalytic activity. The record is from RefSeq and is a predicted model, not a curated record. Bases 1 to 1710 code for a protein of 569 amino acids.